Terrapene triunguis (Three-toed box turtle) is the source of this 478-nucleotide messenger RNA. Its product is annotated as serine/threonine-protein kinase A-Raf-like. The record is from RefSeq and is a predicted model, not a curated record. NCBI's taxonomy places the organism in Eukaryota, Metazoa, Chordata, Testudines, Emydidae. The annotation marks the transcript as partial. The transcript is spliced from 2 exons.
CUCCUGGGGUUCUAAAUGGGGGUUUGGGGGUGUCCUGGCUCUGACCCAAACCCUCGCCCCCCAGAUCUUGUUCAUGGUGGGCCGGGGGUACCUGUCACCUGACAUGACCCGGGUGCCCAGCACCUGCCCCAAGGCCCUGAAGAGACUCAUGAUGAACUGCCUGAAAUUCAACCGAGAGGAGAGACCCCUCUUCCCCAAGAUCCUGGCCACGGUGGAGCAGCUGCAGCGGCUCCUCCCCAAGCUGGAGCGAAGCAUGUCAGAGCCCUCCCUACACCGCGCCUCCCACCCCGACCCCCGCGGCUCCUCCCCCCCGUCGCCCCUGCGCCCCCUGGCCUAGCCCGGACAGACGGACACCCCCGCCCUCGGGGCCAGGAGCUGCCGCUGCUCGGAGCCUCCCCCAGCCUAGGACCCCGGCGUCCGGGAGCAACGGUGGGAGAGGGCGGCAAACACACCAAGGGGCUGGGGAGCUUCCCCCCCC